AGCAGAAUUCGUCAGAAGGAAAAAACGACGUCAUUUUAGCGCUUUGCCGAGCUCCCAGAAAACCUGUUACGGUCAUCGCCCAAUUUUUACAGAGAGAGAGAGAGAGAGAGAGAGAGAAGAGCUACUAUGCCGAAGAGAACGACACACACGUACUCGAGCGAGGAUGCAGCACCGGACGGCCCCGACUCCGAUCUCUUCGUCUACUACUGCAAGCACUGUGGAUCUCACGUCCUUAUUACUGAUACCCAAUUGCAGAAAAUGCCCAAAAGGAAAACUGACAGAGCGUAUGUGUUGGACAAGAAGAAGCAUCUUGCAAGGCUAAAUAUUGAUGAGGGAGGGAAAGUUCUCUUGAAACGUGGUGAAGGUAAAUUAGAAAAGCAAUUCCGUAUGAGCUGUAUGGGUUGCGGGCUGUUUGUUUGCUACCGCUCAGAAGAAGAUCUGGAAUUUGCUUCUUUCAUUUAUGUUGUUGAUGGUGCACUAAGUACAGUUGCUGCUGAAACCAACCCACAGGACGCUCCUGUGCCUCCCUGCAUAUCACAGUUAGAAGGAGGGCUUGUACAAGUGGCAAUAGAAGUUGAAGACCGUGCUCAACGCUCAGCAAUUACGAGAGUGAAUGCUGAUGAUGUUCGGGUGACUGUAGCUGCACCGGCAGCCCGUGGGGAAGCUAACAAUGAACUCCUGGAAUUCAUGGGCAAAGUGUUGGGUCUGAGAUUGAGUCAGAUGACUCUUCAGAGAGGCUGGAAUAACAAAUCAAAGCUCCUUGUGGUGGAGGAUUUAUCUGCCAGACAGGUGUAUGAGAAACUCUUGGAGGCUGUACAACCUUGAAAACUCAGUUAUAUGACCUUUUCUGUUUCUGUACGACCUUUUUUACAAUCUUGUGCAAUUAUUAAAUGAGUUGGUGCAUUAUUGUACUAAUUCAACUUGAUAUACUUGGCAAUGCAUUGUCUGAUUCCAUUGCCAUAUUACCAUUAUGGUCCAAUAUUUUGUGGAAUGACAAAAAUGGGGGCAUGUAUUUUAAGUCUCGAUAAGAUUAAGAUUAA
Molecule: messenger RNA, 1040 nt
Organism: Malania oleifera
Lineage: Eukaryota; Viridiplantae; Streptophyta; Magnoliopsida; Santalales; Ximeniaceae
Product: UPF0235 protein At5g63440
Exons: 7
Coding region: 127-825 (232 amino acids)
Source: RefSeq, a predicted model, not a curated record